Pseudomassariella vexata is the source of this 1767-nucleotide messenger RNA. Its product is annotated as beta-lactamase. Lineage: Eukaryota; Fungi; Ascomycota; Sordariomycetes; Amphisphaeriales; Pseudomassariaceae. The transcript is spliced from 4 exons. The record is from RefSeq and is a predicted model, not a curated record. Bases 1 to 1767 code for a protein of 588 amino acids.
AUGGGGCUUUGCCGUUUACUUUCCGUCGCUUUCCUGGCAUUUCAACUUGUAUGUGUCAAUUCACUCAGGGCCAACUGUCCCUACCAAGGUCCUGCAUUCCCCAAGCCGACCUCUCUGAAAUCUUCGGAUACGAUCCGAACGGCCCUGGCCAAUAUAACACAAACGUUCAUCUCUCGGGACUCGGAAGCAAGCACUAACCCCAACGGCACUUCAUGGUCCAUCCAAAUCUUUGCCGCGUCGGAUGACGAGCCCAUCUGGGAGCACUACCACACGGCGCCGACGCUGAGGGAUGCCAAUACCGGCGGUGUCAAGGAGGUGGAUGGUGAUACCAUCUACCGAGUCGGUAGCUUGACCAAGAUUUUCACUAUUGCGACGUAUUUGAAGGAAGUGGGGGAUGAAACAUGGAAUUCGCCAGUGACGAAAUAUGUGCCGGAGCUCGAGGCGCUGGCGGCGCAGGCGGAGAGUGAUCCGAUCAUGAAGGUGGAUUGGGGUGAUAUUACCUUGGGCGCUCUGGCGGCUCACAUGGCUGGAAUCGUGAGAGAUUAUGCCAUUGUAGGAGAGCUGACCCAAGAAAACAACCAAUCGAGUCUCAUUGCACAAGGGUUCCCUCCCGCUCCAGUCAAUGACACCCCCACUUGUGGCGAGUGGCCUCAGUGCUCCCGAGAAGAGUUCUUUGCCGGUCUAUCCAACAUCCCACCCUCUUUCGCCCCCUCUCAGACGGCCGGGUACUCCAACGCAGGUUACCAGAUCCUUGCUUACGCGCUGGAGUCCAUUACGGGCAAGAAAUUCCCCGAUAUGUUGCAAGCCAAUAUUAUCGACAAGCUUGGACUGAACCACACGUAUUAUCAGAAGCCAUCCGAUGAUCUCGGUGUACUCCCACCGAAUAGUGAUGUUGGGUGGUCUUAUAGCCUCGGGGAGGCCAGCCCAACAGGAAACCUGUACUCCUCCGUCAAUGACCUCUCCCGCCUCGGCCGCGCCAUCUUCAGAAACACCCUGAUGUCUGCUGCCCAAACUCGUCGGUGGCUCAAACCCGCGGCCCUGACCUCGGACCUAUAUGCUGGGGUCGGCUAUCCCUGGGGCGUGCGCCGGAUCCCGCUCGGCUCGGGCCUCAACAACGGCAACCGCAUCGUUGACGCCUACGGCAAGGCCGGGAGUAUAAACGUCUACUCGUCUCUGCUCGUGCUUGUUCCCGAUUACGACGUGGGCAUCACGGCGCUUUUGGCGGGCGCGUGGCCAGGAAACGCGAAUUGGGCCAUAGCGGAUGCUAUUGGGGCUGUGCUCAUCCCCGCCCUGGAAGAGACGGCGAGACUGCAGGCGGAGGGGAAUUUUGGGGGCACUUAUACGAGUGGUGGGGGUGAUAAUACUGAGAAUAGUACGCUGACUCUUAGUACGACGCCUGAUAGGCCGGGGUUGGGGGUCGAAAGAUGGAUUAGCAAUGGAACGGACAUGUGGCCCGUCGCCAUCCGGUAUACCCUGGGCUAUAACGUCACGAAUGCGGGACUGAGACUGUACCCGACGGGAAUCGAAACAACUAGUGCUGCUGCGGAUGGCAUGAGAAAACUGGCAUUCAAGCUCGUGGUUGAGGAUCUCGGUGCCGUGUACCAUGAUGGGGUCAUGUUCUCGACGAACUGUGGAGGGUGGGUCAGUCAGACGACGGCAGUAUACGCAGAUAUGCCGCUAGAUCAGUUUGUUUUCACCGUAAACGCGAGUGGCAUUGCGGUUAGCGUUGAGACGUUGGCGCUCAGGGCGAAUUUGACAAAGAGCUGA